Molecule: messenger RNA, 348 nt
Organism: Anisakis simplex (herring worm)
Lineage: Eukaryota; Metazoa; Nematoda; Chromadorea; Rhabditida; Anisakidae
Source: the annotation of a GenBank genome assembly
GCCGAAGGACUCGGCAUGGGUGCAGAAUUGGCCGCAGGCGAUAAUCAAAACUUGAACGAUGCAGAAUUCACGUGUAGUCUAUUCCGUUUCUUGCAACUCACAUGCGAAGGCCAUAAUCUUGAUUUCCAGAACUAUUUACGCACCCAACCCGGUCACACAACAAGUGUGAACUUAAUCAAUUGCAUUGUCGACUAUCUGCUACGAUUGCAAGAGUCAGUGAUGGACUUCUAUUGGCAUUACUCGAGUAAAGAGGUGAUUGACGAGGGAGGUAAGGAGUACUUCUUGAGGGCUAUUCAAGUAUGCAGUCAAGUCUUCAACACGCUCACCGAAAGUAUUCAGACUUCAUAA